This is a messenger RNA of Perca flavescens (yellow perch), 2354 nucleotides long. RefSeq names its product membrane-associated ring finger (C3HC4) 9 (gene marchf9). Gene Ontology annotation, biological process: protein ubiquitination. The transcript is spliced from 4 exons. The coding region runs from base 340 to 1359 and encodes 339 amino acids. The record is from RefSeq and is a predicted model, not a curated record. Lineage: Eukaryota; Metazoa; Chordata; Actinopteri; Perciformes; Percidae. Gene Ontology annotation, molecular function: ubiquitin-protein transferase activity; zinc ion binding.
AGAUGCAUCCAUAGACAGCGUUUGCUGAGGUGCUUGAAGGAUGCAUAUUGAAAGAGCGUGUCGGCCAGCUGAAAGAGAAAAUCGUUCAUCCGCAUUGGCUUAGACACACAUGCCAUCAGUGGGGCGAGAGCCUUUUUAUUUCUCUGGAUUUCCAAUUAACAGGCUGGCUGUGGUAUUAAUGAAAAUCUACAAUAAGAAUGAGCACAUCGGGGGUGUGAAUAGUAACGGCAUAACGACAAAAAGAACCAUCAUAAUAACAAUAAUAGGGAAGGAGAGGAGACAAAAAAAAAACACUUCAUUCAUUUAUUUCGGUCUGGCGGAUUCUUUAUGUAGCCCAACAUGUUCAAGUAUCGGAUCCGCAUGUUUUUUAAUGAACUGAAAGUCCUGGUGUUUAUGCGAUCCGAUUCGAGACAGUCCAGCUCAGACACAGAGAGACGGCCCGCCACCACCAUGCGAGGUCUGGGGAUGGGCGGCUGCGGUUGGCCUCCCUUCGUCGACUGCCAUUCCCGGGAUGACGAGGAGGAGUACUACGGCAGCGACCCGCGGCCCCGGAGCCUGGCUUUCGAGGACAAGGAGCCCAAGUUGUCGGUGGGCCUGGACGCCGUGUCUCUGGCCAGCACCGCCAGCAGCCUGCGGACCCCCCAGUGCCGGAUCUGUUUCCAAGGCCCAGAGCAGGGUGAGCUGUUGAGCCCCUGCCGCUGUGACGGUUCGGUGCGCUGCACCCAUCAGCCCUGCCUCAUCCGCUGGAUCAGCGAGAGAGGAUCCUGGAGCUGCGAGCUCUGCUACUUCAAGUACCAGGUCCUGGCCAUCAGCACCAAGAACCCUCUGCAGUGGCAGGCCAUUUCUCUGACGGUGAUAGAGAAGGUGCAGAUAGCGGCCAUUAUCCUGGGUUCCCUUUUCCUCAUCGCCAGCAUCUCCUGGCUCAUCUGGUCCUCCCUCAGCCCCUCGGCCAAGUGGCAACGCCAGGACCUGCUCUUCCAAAUCUGCUACGGCAUGUACGGCUUCAUGGACAUCGUCUGCAUAGGCCUCAUCAUCCACGAGGGAUCGUCAGUGUAUCGGAUCUUCAAACGAUGGCAGGCCGUCAACCAGCAGUGGAAAGUACUGAACUAUGAGAAAUCAAAGGACCUGGGCGACCCGCUGAGUUCCAGCAGCAAGACGGGGGCCCGCGGCUCUCGCGCCAACCCUCACGGCCUGGCCAGCAGCAGCGGCGGCGGGCGACAGAGCAGGAGGUUAAGAACUAUCCUGAACCACCACUGCGGGUACACCAUCUUGCACAUCCUGAGCCAACUGCGGCCCAACGACCCGCGGAUCAGCGCCGCCUCCAACCGGGAGGUGGUGAUGAGGGUCACCACCGUGUGAGUCGGACCGGGGGGUGCGCGUGUGAUGGGAUAGACCUUCGUCUCUGUGUCCUGGUGUAAACGCGAGUUACGGACUCGUGGACCUAACGUUAAAAACCACAGACUCAUGUAGGCGACCUGCGAGGAGCCGAGUGACGCCACAUCAACAGACACUGGAGGAUUUCUCCUAUGGUUUCGUACAACAAAACGAAAGCCAGAUGCUCCCUUUCAAAAAUUAAAGAACGGAUGAAAAGAAGGAUGCAUUAAAAGACAUGACAUGAGAUGUUUGGAGGAGGGGGAAAAAAAAGUGUAAACAGGCUUUAUAACCUAAUCCAAGAUGAAGAGACGUUUUUUUUUUCCCAGUUCAAUAUCAGGAUGCACAAAGACAUUUUCCUUUUGCUUUCUCUCUUCUUUGGUUUGUUUUGUAUCUAAUUCUUUCUCUUCUUUUUUUUGGUUUGUUUUUCUACUCACUUUGAUUUUGUACGGAUGUAUGAUUUUAGAGGAAAUCAUGUAACUCCAUACAUGCCAGGCGUUUCCAGACAACUCUGUAUAAUGAUCUUAAAAUUUCUACAAGAUAACCAAUGCUGGUAAAUAGACCGAAAACUGAAACAAACAAACAGACAAACCAACAUGAGGGGGAAACACAUAGGUGACAACUGAACAAUAAGUCAUUACAAGUAAGAAAAAAAAAAAUUACAAAAAAGGAGAAAAAAAGACUUAAAAAAAAAGAAAUCAGUAAGAUUUCAGUGACACUUAACCUUUCUGCAAUAAAGAUAACGUAUGUACAUUUCACAGGGGGUUUUGCAUGGGUAUAUCAUUUUAUUCUUCAUCACAUAACAUAAGCACAUGACAAAUUUGCUCUAUUUCGAAUGGUGCUUGCCAAAAAUAAACACUUUAGAAACAUGUGAUUUCAUUGCACCAACUUUUUGUCAACAUGACAAAUGGCAGUGUGUUACAGCUAUUUCAGCUCAAAUACAGAUUGUUGCUGCUGUGUGCUGAUAUCGGAUUUGAUAAUAA